Molecule: messenger RNA, 9355 nt
Organism: Micropterus salmoides (largemouth bass)
Lineage: Eukaryota; Metazoa; Chordata; Actinopteri; Centrarchiformes; Centrarchidae
Gene: dgki
Product: diacylglycerol kinase, iota
Exons: 34
Coding region: 243-3155 (970 amino acids)
Biological process (GO): lipid phosphorylation; regulation of synaptic transmission, glutamatergic; diacylglycerol metabolic process
Cellular component (GO): nucleus
Molecular function (GO): protein binding; ATP-dependent diacylglycerol kinase activity
Source: RefSeq, a predicted model, not a curated record
CAGUUGGUCAGUGGCUCGUGAGUGCAGUUCGGUCUGUUGUCCAGGCGGCUGCGCGUGCUGCUGUCCCGGCUGCAGUAUAUAAACGCGGUCAACGGUCAGAAAUUAAAACGGUCGUGCUGCUUAAAGCGUCAACCGUCUGUAAUUCAUUCCCCCAAACCUUUCUGCUCUCCUCUCCACCACCGGCAUCCGUGCCCCCUCACAAGCCGGGGGAGAGGGGGGGUCCAGCGCGGGGGCUACACAGCAUGGACCCCCAAAUGAAGGACCGAACCAGUCCGGCGACAGGGGGCUUCAGCGGGCGCCUGGCUUCCCUGGGAGCCGACGGAGGUGACUCGGAGUCCGGAGCCGGCUCGGAGGAAGCAGCCGUGGGCUGCUGCAGCGACACGUUCAGCAGUCUGCCCGACAUGGAGCAAGAGACUCUGGAGGAGAAAUUAAGAGGACUUGCGUUCAGAAAACAGACCUCGUAUCGGAAAGCAAUCUCCCGUUCAGGCCUCCAGCACCUCGGACCACCCCAGCCCUCCCUGCCCCCUGCAUCCAAUGGGCCCAACAAGGAGCUACGUACCGGCGUGGACUGGACGGAGAAUGCAGUGAAUGGGGAUCACCUGUGGAUGGAGACGAGUUGUUCAGGAGAGCUCUGUUAUCUCGGAGAAGACACCUGCCUACUAAAGACUGCAAAGUCUGCCCCCAGGAAGAAGUGUGCUGCCUGUAAGAUCGUUGUUCACUCUGGCUGCAUAGAGCAACUAGAAAAGAUUAACUUCCGAUGCAAGCCAACGUUCAGAGAGGGAGGAUCCCGGUGCCUCAGAGAUCAGAACAUACUGAGACAUCACUGGGUUCACAGGCGAAGACAGGAGGGGAAAUGUAGACAAUGUGGAAAGAGUUUUCAACAGAAGUUCUUCCACAGUAAAGAAAUCAUCGCCAUCAGUUGUUCCUGGUGUAAACAGGCUUUUCACAAUAAGGUGACGUGUUUCAUGCUACACCAGAUUGAGGAGCCGUGUUCACUGGGGGCCCAUGCUGGAGUCAUAGUGCCACCGUCCUGGAUCAUCAAAGUCAGGAAACCACAGAGCUCACUUAAGAACUCUGCCAGGAGAAAAAAGCGGACGUCUUUCAAACGAAGGACAAGCAAGAAGGGACUGGAUGAGUCUAAAUGGCGUCCGUUCAUGUUGAAGCCUCUCCCCUCACCUCUCAUGAAGCCCAUCUUGGUGUUUGUGAAUCCCAAGAGUGGGGGCAACCAGGGUGCCAAGGUGUUACAGAUGUUCAUGUGGAUCUUGAACCCUCGACAAGUCUUUGACCUGUCACAGGGUGGGCUGCGAGAGGCGUUGGAUUUGUAUCGGAAAGUGCCAAAUCUGAGGAUCCUUGCCUGCGGAGGGGACGGCACGGUGGGGUGGAUCCUGUCCACUCUAGAUGAGCUACAGAUGAACCCCCAGCCCCCGGUCGCUGUUCUUCCUCUGGGAACAGGAAAUGACCUCGCCAGGACGCUCAACUGGGGCGGGGGUUACACAGAUGAGCCAGUGUCCAAGGUUUUAUGUCACGUGGAGGACGGUUCGGUGGUGCAGCUGGACAGGUGGAACCUUCUAGUAGAGAAAAGUGCUGCGCAGCCAGAGGAGGGCACACAGAAGCUACCUCUGAAUGUGUUCAACAACUACUUCAGCCUGGGCUUCGACGCUCAUGUCACCCUGGAGUUCCACGAGUCCAGAGAGGCCAACCCAGAAAAGUUUAACAGUCGCUUCCGCAACAAGAUGUUCUAUGCAGGAGCUGCGUUCUCAGAUUUCCUCCAGAGAAGCUCCAGGGAUUUGUCCAAGCACGUCAGAGUGGUGUGUGACGGUACCGAUCUAACUCCUAAGAUUCAGGAGCUGAAAUUCCAGUGCAUUGUGUUUCUCAACAUUCCCAGGUACUGUGCUGGCACCAUGCCAUGGGGAAACACGGGCGACCACCGGGACUUUGAGCCGCAGCGCCAUGAUGACGGCUGCAUCGAGGUUAUUGGCUUCACCAUGGCCUCGUUGGCGGCGUUACAGGUCGGUGGUCAUGGAGAGAGAUUGCACCAGUGCAGGGAAGUCAUCCUAACUACCUUCAAGACCGUACCUGUUCAGGUGGACGGUGAGCCGUGUCGUCUGGCUCCCUCCACUCUCCGCAUCUCCCUCCGAAAUCAGGCCAACAUGGUCCAGAAGAGCAAGAGACGCACCUCUGUACCCCUGCUCAACGAUAUUCAGAAGGUGUGUGCAGCUGAUCUGCGCCGCCUCUCUGCUCCCCCAGACUCCUUCUCUGUUCCUCACUCAGUACCUGAUCGCCUGCGUCUUCGAGUGAAUCGGAUCAGCCUCCAGGAGUACGACCGACUGCAGUACGACAAAGAGCGACUGCGAGACAUCUCCAUCCCAGUAGGCAUUGUGGUGGUGAGGGGGGACUGUGACCUGGAGACAUGCAGACUCUAUAUUGACAGAUUGCAAGAGGACUUACACCAGGCGCCAUCUACUGGCCACAGAGUGCACUAUCAGGAUGAGUGCCGAGGCAUCCCCAGGACCAGUUCAAACAGUAGACUCUCUGCCAACUGGAGCUUCUUGGAUUCCACAUCAGCUGACCGCUUCUAUCGCAUUGACAAGGCUCAGGAGCACCUCCACUUUGUGACAGAAAUCUGCCAGGACGAGGUGUUUAUCCUGGACCACGAGGGACCAGUGGUGAGCCAGGGAACGUCCACGGGGAUGCCUGAUCUGGUAGUGGAGCCUACUGCAGGGUCUCCCUUGACAGCUGACGAACAAGCACUGAUGACGGCUGCCAGUAAAGGGGAUAUUUCCAUGCUGUCGGAGUGUGUGCGUCGAGGCGUGAGCUUGCUGGUUAGAGACUCUGGAGGCUGUUCUGCGUUACAUGUAGCUGCCCAGAACGGACACACGGACGUGGUCAGCUACAUACUGCAGCAGGGCUCUAAAGUGCUGCUGGAUUUGACAGACAGAGAGAAAGGGGACACUGCAUUGCACAAAGCAGCCUCUGAGAAGCAGCAUGCCGUGUGUCGAUUGCUGGUGGAGGCCGGAGCGUCGCUCGAGAAGACCAACUUCCAGGGGAAGACAGCAGCGGACCAAGCGCAGGGAGACUCUGAGCUCGCCACCUACCUGAGCACCCAACAACACACAUCUGCUGCCCCCCGCGAAGACUUGGAGACGGCUGUCUGAGGCGCACAUACACUCAUACACACUCACUCGGUGUCUCUGGACUCUGCACACACUCGUAGUGGAGACGAAGCUGGGAGAGAAAAGUGUAACAAAAACAAAGUCUGGUCAGAGUCAGUGUCUCACCUCACAUCAGAGGAGAGAACGGCUUCAGCUCACAGCAGCACUGCAGUGGAGAUUUUAAUGGUCAACUAUUUAUUUGUAUUUAUUUAUUCAUAUUCUAUUUAUUGGUUGAGUGUAGAGAUUGAUUGUAUGACUAAUGGCGGCUCAGGAUGCAACUGCACUUUGAGCAGCCGUCUCGGGUCGUGACUUCACUUGUGGUUUAGGGGAGCCGAACUCAUGAAAGCUGUUUAUUUUAGUCACAAUUCCUACUUUAAGUAUCAGUUUAUUCGUGCAAUCAUUGAAAAACUGUUAUUUCUGUUGAAAAUAACCAAAAUUACAUUUUUAUUUCAGAACUGAUAGAAAUACUAAAAGCUUUUAUGUUUACCCAUAAAACCUGUGUGCCAAAGACAUUGCUCUGAUGUAGUGUCAAAUCUAAACCCCAAUUUCAGUAUUUUCCCUUGCAUCUAUCGCAGUGGUUUGUUUUUACAUUCUCCAAAACAGAUUGCUUUAAUACCAAAUGAUUCAUUCAGCAUCCCCAUUACAGGUUUGAUAAUAUUACAAAUUUCAACUGUCUCAAGUCGUAAAACUUUAGUUUAGAGUUCCUUUUCAAACUACAGCUACAAACUAACAUGUGCACAUCAAAAUUAAUAUUUAUUCGUUUUAAGGUGUCACAAGCCACAAAAAAAAGGUUGGGAACCUCUGCUUUAAUCCACAGUGUUGGAGCCAUUUGUCCUUAACCUAAAUCAUAAAACAUCUGACAGCAUUUGGUUUCCAGACCUGACAACUCUUGGUGCAAAAUAUGGUUUUAAAAAAAUCUGGGCUGGACUUUUAAAGUGGUCAAAAGAAUCUUAAAUUGAAUUCAAAAACAAAUGGCGAGCUAAUGUAUUAGAGAUACUGCUCAAUUAGGUUUCAUUAAAUAACUAGAUUUAUGGCUCUGUGUGGUCAUUUUUAAGUUCUAAACUUUUUUAUUAGUAUCCUGUUUUUACUCAUUCCACCACAUGUUGGACUUGUUGGUCCCCAGUGGAGUUUGACUGGUUCGAUUGUUGAAGCCUGACAGCUGACGGAUGUGCUGAUUAUCUUUUUCUUAAAAAUUUAUUCAUAGAUUUAGUUUUUUCUUGUCUAAAAGUCUCUGAAUAGGACUUGGGCUAAAACAUGUUAAGACACUGAGGAUAUCUUGAAUUCAGAGUGGAUUUUGAAAUUGGGAAAAUAUUAUACAUUUUAAAGCCAAUCGAUUAUUCUAAUUGGCAGAUAAAUCGAUAAUUAAAUUAAUCUGGUUGCAUCCCUUAUUCAAAGCAUCACAGGAGUAAAAGUCUGUUAACAACUUCUAUCACAAGAUUUAAUUAUUUUAAAUCAAUUAAAUUAAAAUGUCGCAUCCAAACAAAAUUUAAUCAUAUUAAUCAUAUUCAUCACUGACUGAAACAGAUCACAUUAUUUAGAAAGCACCGGCAUCGGCCCAGUAUCAAGGACAACCAACACAGUAUUUCAUCCAUAGGUCCUUGUGCAGGUGUGAUUAGAGAUUCAGCAAGUGCAGCCCGUUGAUUAUGGAUGACACACCGGUCUAUGUUUAAAAAAAGGCUUUUUAAGCAUAAUCACUUACCUGUUAAUUUUCUAACGUCUGAUUUUCCAGCUGCCGUCAAACAAAGACAUAUUUAAACUUUUCACACUGGGAUAGUGUGUAUCUGGUACUCCUGACCCAACAAGGCUUUUCACAUGCAGCUUGUGUGUGUGUGUGUGUGUGUGUGUGUGUGUGUGUGAGAUAACAUUCCCCAUAUCAUAUCAAAUUCUCUGUGCAGUAUGUACAUAACUACAGACUGUGUGUUGUGUUAUAAUAGUGUGUGUGUCUUUCAUGUGAGUCUUUUCAUGUGUAUCUCAAGUACACAUUCCCAAGUGUGUGUGUGUGUGUGUGUGCGUGUGUGUGUGUGUGUUGUUUGCAGCAUUUAUCCAAGCAGAAAAGAAAAAUCUGAGCCAUAUUCAAUGCAAUAUGAGUAGAUGACGUCUUUUUGCAUUUCUCUAUUAAUCGUUUACAUUACAUUAAUGUUUUAACGUAGUCGACCAUUUAGCACUGAGGAGUAUUGAAUGUGCAAUUUUACUUCAGUGCUGGUUGGGUUUAUGAUUGUCUUGUUAUGUUUUGUUGUUUUGUUUUGGGUUUUUUUCAUUUGUGUGCAUCCAUGUCAGUGGAUUGAACUUUCAAACAACCCUGUCAGGUCUCUUUUGAUAUAACCUGUUGUAUAAAAUUGAUAUAGAAAUUAAGAACUGCUUUACCCAAGAAUUUGUGGGGACACUGAAACAUUUAAAGACUCAGAUGUGGCCAUCAUAGAAGUCAUACUGCCGUCAUUUAUGUUAGUUGUAAAUCCCCUUUUCAGCUGCCACGAAGAUUCACAGACAUUUUAGUGGUUGUUUCUGUUCAUUUUCAUUUUGUUUCAGUGAUCUGACAGCCGGUGAACCAUCUCUGAAAAAAGAGAUGACACUCAGCAUCUCCAGUACAACAAAAGACAAAACAUUAAGAUUAAUCGUUAAGUUUUGUUUUGAAUGUGUCGCGUACAUGAGUUAUAUAUGUUUUUAGAUAUUUUCUCUGUAAUUAAAAGGGAAAACGUGUUAAAUUAAAAGCACAAGGCAUAUUAAAAAGAAGUUAACCAAAGCAACAAUACUGAUUCAGCAUGUUAUGUUACCGUCAAUGUUGCAAUGACCCAAUGGAUGACAAAACAAACAAAGAACAGGUCCUGCGACAGCCAAAGUUAACAGAUUCUUUUAAUUUUUGUGUCAGAGCAUUUGAUUUAUUGAUUGCUACCCCAGCUUUAAGAAAAUAUUUAUACUUUUAUAUAAUGAAAAGUCUAAUCUUGAAGGUAACUUUUCUAGUUUAACAAAAUAAAUUUAACUCAAGCUCCACUCUCUAGAUUUCUUUGUGGACUUGCAUGAUGUGGCUAAAAGCUCCAGGAGAUAUCUAGCAGGUAGACCUUAAAUAGAAACUGAAAGAAACUGUCACCUGUGGCUAUCAUAGUGUAAUAAACAGGCCAAACUACUUGCUUACCUGCACGUUCUCUGUUUUGUCAUCCAGUAUUUUGUCAUGGUUGGCUCCAUUUCAACAGUGACAGUAACAGAACAUGAUGAAUCAGUAUUGUUGCUUUUGUUACCUACUUUUUAAUAUGCUCCUGAUUUAGAAAGGCUGCUGCCCCAAACUAUGUUUUUGAGGUGUCCUAAUGUACAAAUUGAACACCCCCCCCCUCCCCCCUUUAAUUACAGGGAGAAUAUAUAAACAUAUUUAACUCACAUAUGCGACACAUUCAAAGCAAAACUUAACCAUCAGUCUUAAUGUUUUUGUCUUAAUGACAGCCAUUCAGAUCAAUCAAUUUUAAAUAGCAAUGGUAUAAAUUAAGAUAAAUGGCUUUGGGAUGAUAAAACUAUUUUAAGUGUUAAAUUCAGGGGUGUUGAUAUAUAAAGAGAAGAAGAGUGAUUUUAAAGGUGACCUAUUAAACUGCUUUUCCAGUCCUAUAUUUUAGUUCUGUGACUCCUGUAUGGCAACUUUGCAUGUUUCAAAGUUAAAAAAAAAAUGUUUUUCUUAUACUUAUUCUUCAUGUAGGCCUUCAUUUCAGCCUCUGUCUGAACAAGCUGUAGAUGCUCCUGUCUCUUUAAGGCCCCUCCUCUCAAAGCCCACUGCCUUCUGAUUGGCCAAGACCUGAAGGCAUGUUAGCAGGCUGUUGUCGUUGCUGGGCGGAACAGGCAGACUGAGCUAUUAGUGUGGGAGCACAUGACCAUAUAUGGAACAACAGCAGAGCCCUUGUUCAAAACAGAGCAGGGGAAAUCUGAGGUUUCUGAUUUCUUAUAAAUGCUUUGACCUCAUUUUUUUAAGCAUUGGCCAUGUUUAACAUGAACAUCCAACAUUAUAACAUUGUAGAAAAGUCAUAAAAUGUGGAAAAGCAUGAGGUCUCCUUUAACAAAAAUCUUUGCUUUUGUUUACAAAAUAUAUUUGAUGUUCCGCUGCAUGUCUGAGAACUUUAUCGACUAAAUCCACAUUUCAAGCCAAGUUCCUUUCUUUUCACAAAUGUUUAUUGGCAGGACUUCUACGAUGGCUACCACACGUCUACAUCCGACACUGAGACCUUCCUCUGAGUGUCUGGAGACUAUAAAAGAUUAAAUGUAUGUAAAGAAAAUCGUUAAAAUGAACGAUCUGUAAAUGGUGAAUACAUUUUCUAAGAAGUGGUAAUAAGCUAGGCCCGCUCUGAAUGACAUACACACGCGCUUCUUAUCACUCUUACAUUUGAGUAGAAACAUGACUUUGUAUUAAAUUGUGUCUCUCAUCGGUGUUGGUUAUGCAUGGCAUUUUCUUACCUCCUUUGGAUUAUUUUCUGGUAAUGGCAUAAAAAGAUGGCAUUAUUGUUGUUAAAACUAUUUAACUAUUAUAAUUUUAAAUUAUUUCUACCGGAGUUUCCUCUUAGGUUGGACAUGUGUUUGGUAUUUUUUUGUUUUUGUUUCGCCUUUGUAUUUCUUAUAUUUCUGCUGCUGCUGCUGCUGCUGCUGAUGAUGAUGAUGAUGAUGAUGGGAUUACUUGAAGUUUGAACUUUAUUAAUUUGUUAAAAGAAGAUGUGAUUCUGUAGUUUCGCUUCUGACUUUCUUUCUUGUUUGAAAGACUGUUUUGGUAAGUCCACCUUGGGCCGUCAUUAUAUAACAAACAUUUAUCUAAACCGGAAAUCAGCUGCCAUCAUGCAAAGUCACGCCAAACACGCCACAUAGCUUACAGUUACAAUGUUUUCUCUGCACACUUAUCCAAAUCACAAAUGCACUUCCGGCUCAUCCAAUCUGACGCAGGACUAUAAAACAUCUCAAAUGAAAUAGCUAUUAUAAGUAAAAGUAUUAUACAAUGAAAAUUUGAUCAAAAGGGCAUCAAUCCCAAGAAGAGGGAGUACAGAAACAAUAAAACAAAAAAUAUAUUGAGUAGGCCGAUAUAUCAAAAUUAUAUCCAAUGUAUCAACAAGACUAAGAGUUUGUUAAUUCAGUUAAGUACAGCUGAUUGACGAUGGCGCUAAAGGAAAAGUAUUGCACCAAAAAGAGGACGCUAAUGUGUAUACCAAAUUCCAUGGCAAGCCAUCAUUGUAGAGACUUUUCCAUCAAAACCACAAACUUCAGUCUCAUGGUGGCACUAGGGAAAUGUCAGGGGAUCUCUAAAGAUACAAGGAUUCAUCAUCUGGGGAUCUUAAAUGUUUACACAAACUCUCAUGAUAAUUCAUCCAAUAGUGGUUGAGAUAUUUCCGUCUGGAUCAAAGUGAUGAACUGAUAAACUGUCUUCCCUAAAGAUACGCUGCUGGUGCGGCUAAAAGAUACGGAGAUACACUGACAAGCAUGUUAUCACUGAGAUUAUGAAGAGAACUAACAUUUUGAAGUAUUUCCCAGUACAUUGUCUGUCUUACUUCCGCCAGAGCCUGUUUUAUUUAAACAGCUAUUCUUUUUAACAUUUUACCACAAGACGUUGGCACUGUAAUAUCAAUAUAUUAGACUCUUUGUUAAGUUAUUAAAAAAACACUUUCAUAGAAAUAAUAUGGUAAAAUGUGCAGUAGAGGUUGAUAUUAGGUUUGGAAAGAUGCCUGGAUCAUUUACAUCAGCACAGAUUACUUUUUCAAGUAUUUAAUAAUAUCUGACAAUUUAGUAAUCAGCCUGAUACACUUAUUUCCUGUAAAUCUUUAUCAGUCAUUAUUACAGGAUAUGUAAGGUAAUGUUAGUGUUUGUAAUCUUAUAAUCAAAAUGACUGCCGUUUCUAAGUAUUGCAACAAGCAGUGAUCCUGCGUGAUAACCAUAUUUUUUUAAGGUCACUUACUGUAUGAGUCACCACUGCCAGUAGAAAUCUCUCUCACAUCUUUCUCCUGCAUAACAUUUCAUUACUUGUUGGGAUAUCUCAGUCGUAAACUUCUUGUUCAACCUGAUCAGAAUAUGAGCAAGGAUGAGCUUGCAUUUAACGCCGUACAUGUUUUUCUGUCGUUAUAAGUUUCAUUAAAACUUACUGCUAAGUAUUCCGCCUCAAAAGGAUUUUGAACUGUGACCCACUUUACUGUGUAAUAAAAUAGCUUGACUGUAACAUGAGUCGCAAAGUCAAAUAAAAGCUCACUGAGUCA